This is a messenger RNA of Branchiostoma floridae (Florida lancelet), 2215 nucleotides long. Its product is annotated as glutamate receptor ionotropic, kainate 1-like. The transcript is spliced from 11 exons. NCBI's taxonomy places the organism in Eukaryota, Metazoa, Chordata, Leptocardii, Amphioxiformes, Branchiostomatidae. Gene Ontology annotation, biological process: monoatomic ion transport; synaptic transmission, glutamatergic; modulation of chemical synaptic transmission. Gene Ontology annotation, cellular component: plasma membrane; postsynaptic membrane. Gene Ontology annotation, molecular function: glutamate-gated receptor activity; transmitter-gated monoatomic ion channel activity involved in regulation of postsynaptic membrane potential. The record is from RefSeq and is a predicted model, not a curated record. Bases 407 to 1957 code for a protein of 516 amino acids.
UAGAUGAAUGCAGGACACGUAGUGCCCCAUUAAUAGCCGAACGCAGCUGCAGCAGUGUUACAUUAUGAACGAAUGGGAUUUUCGGUCAUUCCUGGGGAAGGAUUUCUUGUCUCGUAGCUCACUAACCGUUAUCUAUUUUUAAAACAGCUGCUCCUAACGGGACGUUUUACACGGCAAUUACAUACCUCUUGUGAACCACGGCAUGUAGUCUGUCCAGGAUGCCUUGAGGAUGAACACUUGCUCUUCAUUGAUUGGCCGCAAAGAUAAAGACUGAUCGCCUGGCAUUUCUGCCUACUCUGCAGUCGACGCGGUUCGUCGAUUCUUCCAUAAAUAGGACCUGCCAGAAGAGGAGAGAGGUGUCUUUGAUGUCCUGGCUUACUCGGACAGUUCCACUCAAAACGUCGAGAUGAGGAUUCUUGACCUCCUGGUGCUUCUGCCGUGUCUUCUGAUGGCGGAACUCUCCUUCAACCUGACUACACAUCCAACGCCAUUGUUUUCGCAUGACGUCACAAGGAAGCCAACCCCAUUAUUGAUCGCCAAACUUCUUGCUACUACCGAAUCAUCUGAACAAGAGCGACAAUCGUUAAAAGGGGUGCAUCUCAGAGCAGUGACAAUUGAGGAGGAGCCAUAUGUUAUGGUCAACAGACUGGGUGGCAAGGCCAAGUUCACAGGUUUUGUCAUCGAUAUCAUCACAGCUUUGGCGGCAGAGCUUGACUUCACCUUUGACCUGUACUUGGUCCCCGAUGGCACGUACGGAUCACUGAACGCUAAUAAAUCGUGGGGAGGGCUUAUCGGUGAGGUCAUGCGAAAGCACGCUGAUGUCGCAGUGGCACCGGUAACGAUCAGCUCCGCCAGGGAACAAGUCGUCGAUUUUACCAACCCCUUUAUGGAUCUCGGAGCCGGGCUGCUCAUCCGGAAACCUGAACCAAAAGGAACUUCUCUUUUCGCCUUCCUGCUGCCGUUCAACAGUAGAGUGUGGUUCUCCAUACUGGGAGCGUUAAUUGGGACUGCCAUUCUACUGUACAUCACAAGUAGGAUCAGAUACAAGUGUAACGUGGGUGACCCGAAUUACGACAAUGAUGUCAAGUUCAACAUGAAGAACAGUCUGUGGCUGACGUACUGGUCUAUAGUCAGAAAAGGUGGAGAGCCUGCGCCCCGCUCCCUCCCCUCCCGUAUCCUGGCCGGUGCCUGGUGGUUCUUCACCCUGAUCGUCAUCUCCACCUAUACUGCCAACCUCACAGCCUUCCUCACCGUCAAGCGGCUCGUCACGCCCAUCAAGUCCAUCGACGACCUGUCGAGCCAAACCAACAUACGGUACAGCGCCACGUAUGGUACCUUCUUGUACGACUUCUUCAAGGGACAAGUAGGUACUGGGUCCAUAUACGAACGGAUGUGGUACAACAUGAAGAUGGAGAACCACAAGCAUGUCAGCAAGUUCCCGAACAGCAGUAAGCAGGGGCUGGAAUGGGUGCGCCAGGGAGGUUACGUACUUAUCGAGGAAACACCUUUUCUUGAGUACGCCGUGAGAACUGACGACAAUUGCGACUUAAUGUUGCUCGGAAAGCCGUUUCUUUUCAAAGGAUAUGGAUUUGCAACAAGAAGAUUAAGCUGGCUGAAAAAGCCAUUAUCUGUUGGCAUUUUGAAGCUUCAAGAAACUGGAAAGAUGGAUGAAUUACGAAACAGAUGGUGGCCCAAAGAUGGCUGUCCGCUGGAUGGAGAAGCGGCUGAUGUGAACACCGCUUCUGCUUUAGGGAUAGACAUAUUUCUGGGCGUGUUUUAUGUCCUGGGGGGAGCUGCAUUACUGGCUGUACUGGUGACUGUGGUCCAGAUCAUCUACGUUAAGCUGUGCAAGUCCAAGCCUCAGCCUGAAGAAAACGACAAGAAGAAGGAAGUUCAUUUCGCUCCAGUGAAAAACAGCAUGCUUCGGCGUCAAACAACUGAACUGAAUCUGCACUGACAGCAAGAGGGCAUGAGCGUCUGCCUUGACGGUUUUUCUUCAUUACGAAAGAUCUUAGCAUAGAUAAGUCAUAAGCGACUUUAAAAAUAAGUUGAUACUUCCAGCAGCCCAUUGCUAGCACAUUGAUGUUUAUAAAGGAUCGGAAGGAGGAGUAUUUUUCUUGCCUGAAUGUUUCGUUCAUCGUUGUACUUUUUAAGAGAUAUAAAACAUUUGCCAUUUGCCGUUUAAUAUGAAGUGAAACAUGUCGUGUUUAGAGAC